CUGUUCUUCUCAAGCCAAAAAUCAUUAUUAUUUCAGGGUGGCGCUACUGACAGAGACUGGGAAGGAUACAUUCUGAAGGAGCCUUACCGGAGCUACGAAUUGCUACAUUCGCAAAAAUUGCCCACACGAAAAGAGAACACAUUUGUUAUCGCUGCAGCUAAUACUAAGCGAACGGGAUCGACAAACGACAAAAUUUUUUUUACAGAUUUGAUCAAAGAGCACAUCUACGACGGAAUGCUCUGUUCAGCAAUCCUGCAAGAUGACGUGAAAUCGAUCACCGGUACAAUUCACCGCUUUCAAAAACAGAAUCUAACGGAUGAGAAAGCGUUUGUCCUAAAUCAUAUUGUUAUGGGCGAUUUGCAUGUUACGAGAAAACUGGUGAAAACUGCAUAUGGAUCAAAGAUUCCUUCAUCGAUGGGUUCGUCGAGGCCAUCAUUCGGCUGCGCAACGGCAUUAAAACCACCAGUGAAAUACUGCAAUACUACAAUCUAUUUCAUUGAUAACGUAGGUUUCUUACCUCGGCCUCUGUCCACUUUAACGCUAAGUAUUUAUAAAGAAAGUUCACGUGGCUUCGAAAUGGAGAACGACCGGCUUUAUACAUUCUUUGCGCCAACCAACGAUGCGCUGUCCAACAAUCAAAUCAAAGCUUUGAAAGCUGAUCGAGCACUCAAUAACAAUUUCGUCAAAACGCAUGUUUUCGAAGGUCCGUAUAUCAUUUCAUGAAU
Gongylonema pulchrum is the source of this 725-nucleotide messenger RNA. Lineage: Eukaryota; Metazoa; Nematoda; Chromadorea; Rhabditida; Gongylonematidae. The record is from the annotation of a GenBank genome assembly.